AUGGCCCCAGACAGCACUUUGUUUGAGAGCUACACAGAGGGAGAAAUCCGCCAGCUGAUCUCUACCUUAAUUGAGCGGUACAGCCAGUCAAUGAACUCUGGAGGCCACGAGCUGCCAUUGUUCACCAAAGCCGCCAACCGGAUGAAGCGCGCCAAGGCCCACCAUAAGCCCUGCUCCCUCAAGGAACUGGAGGUCACUGUCAGUGAGUUAGGCCUGGGCUACACAUCAGACGAGACAGUGUUGUUCCGCUACUGUAGCGGCACCUGUGAUUCAUCCGUACGGAACUAUGACCUGUCUUUGAGAAACGUGCGGAAGAUGAGGAAGAUCAAGAAAGAGAAAGUGAGGGCCCGGCCAUGCUGCCGCCCCCUGGCGUAUGACGAUGACAUCUCCUUCUUGGACGCAGGGAACCGUUACCACACGGUGAACGAGGUGUCAGCCAAAGAAUGCGGUUGCGUGUGA
Messenger RNA from Gekko japonicus, 459 nucleotides. RefSeq names its product neurturin-like. The record is from RefSeq and is a predicted model, not a curated record. The transcript has 2 exons. Gene Ontology annotation, molecular function: glial cell-derived neurotrophic factor receptor binding; growth factor activity; receptor tyrosine kinase binding. NCBI's taxonomy places the organism in Eukaryota, Metazoa, Chordata, Lepidosauria, Squamata, Gekkonidae. The coding region runs from base 1 to 459 and encodes 152 amino acids.